Messenger RNA from Callithrix jacchus (white-tufted-ear marmoset), 5663 nucleotides. It is a transcript of the gene SPTLC3, whose product is annotated as serine palmitoyltransferase long chain base subunit 3. Lineage: Eukaryota; Metazoa; Chordata; Mammalia; Primates; Cebidae. Gene Ontology annotation, cellular component: serine palmitoyltransferase complex. Gene Ontology annotation, biological process: ceramide biosynthetic process; sphingosine biosynthetic process. Gene Ontology annotation, molecular function: serine C-palmitoyltransferase activity; pyridoxal phosphate binding. The record is from RefSeq and is a predicted model, not a curated record.
CAGCCCGCCUCCUCACACUUUGCCACUGAGUUGUUCAGUCCCCAGGUUCACUCAGUCCCCAGAAGGAGCCAGCAUGGACAAUCUCCUUUCUAGCUUUGGAAGCAGUUUUAUUGCCAUGGAUUUCACAUUUUGACUGGAGUUGAGAAGUAUAAAGGUAACCAUUUGUUUCAGUUUCAACGAUCUGGCAAAAAGUUAGCCUGUUGCUCUUCUUCUGGAAAAGCCUGAUUGGUAAGAUUCCUUUAAGGACUCAGCCCCAAACAGCUUUAUCCCAUCCCCUCACAGACUGAAAACUAAAGCUUGCAGAGACCUCUGAAGGAAAACCUGCCCCGAGCUCUGUCACUUCACACCCAUGGCUAACCCUGGAGGUGGUACUGUUUGCAAUGGGAAACUUCACAACCACAAGAAACAGAGCAAUGGCUCACAACGCAGAAACUGCACAAAGAAUGGGAUAGUGAAAGAAGCCCAGCAAAAUGGGAAGCCACAUUUUUAUGAUAAGCUCAUUGUUGAAUCCUUUGAGGAAGCACCCCUUCAUGUUGUGGUUUUCACUUACAUGGCAUAUGGAAUUGGAACCCUGUUUGGCUAUCUCAGAGAUUUUUUGAGAAACUGGGGAAUAGAAAAAUGCAACGCAGCUGUGGAACGAAAAGAACAAAAGGAUUUUGUGCCACUGUAUCAAGACUUUGAAAAUUUUUAUACACGGAACCUUUACAUGCGAAUCAGAGACAACUGGAACCGGCCCAUCUGCAGCGCCCCAGGGCCUCUGUUUGAUGUGAUGGAGAGAGUGUCGGAUGACUAUAACUGGACAUUUAGGUUUACUGGAAGAAUCAUCAAAGAUGUCAUCAACAUGGGCUCCUAUAACUUUCUUGGUCUCGCAGACAAGUAUGACGAGUCUAUGAAGACCAUAAAGGAUGUUUUAGAGGUGUAUGGCACAGGAGUGGCCAGCACCAGACAUGAAAUGGGCACUUUGGAUAAGCACAAGGAGUUGGAGGACCUUGUGGCUAAGUUCCUGAAUGUGGAAGCAGCUAUGGUCUUUGGGAUGGGAUUUGCAACUAACUCAAUGAAUAUCCCUGCGUUAGUUGGAAAGGGAUGCCUCAUUUUAAGUGAUGAGUUAAACCACACAUCACUUGUGCUUGGGGCCCGACUCUCAGGUGCAACCAUAAGAGUCUUCAAACACAACAACACACAAAGCCUAGAGAAGCUCCUGAGAGAUGCUGUCAUCUAUGGCCAGCCUCGAACCCGCAGAGCUUGGAAAAAGAUUCUCAUCCUGGUGGAGGGUACCUACAGCAUGGAAGGUUCCAUCGUGCAUCUGCCCCAGAUCCUAGCUCUAAAGAAGAAAUACAAGGCUUACCUCUACAUAGAUGAAGCUCACAGUAUUGGGGCCGUGGGCCCAACUGGCCGGGGUGUCACGGAGUUCUUUGGACUAGACCCUCACGAAGUUGAUGUGCUCAUGGGCACAUUCACCAAAAGCUUUGGAGCUUCAGGAGGUUACAUAGCUGGAAGGAAGGGCUGCAGAGAGUACAGCAACUUGCAAAAAACACAAGAUACUUCAGACAAAGACUGCAGGAAAUGGGAUUCAUUAUCUACGGCAAUGAGAAUGCUUCUGUUGUUCCUCUGCUUCUUUACAUGCCUGGUAAAGUUGCGGCUUUUGCAAGGCAUAUGUUGCAAGAGAAGAAAAUCGGGGUGGUGGUCGUGGGAUUUCCAGCCACUCCCCUCGCAGAAGCUCGGGCUCGGUUUUGUGUUUCAGCGUCACAUACCCGGGAGAUGUUAGACACAGUUUUGGAAGCUCUUGAUGAAACGGGUGAUCUCCUGCGACUGAAAUAUUCCCGGCACAAGAAGUCAGCACGUCCUGAACUCUAUGAUGAGACCAGCUUUGAACUCGAAGAUUAAGUGUCCUGGUCCUGAAUGACACAUAAAGACUUUGCGAGAAAGACCUCCCUCCUUGCCUCACAAGGAAUAUAAAUGGAUUUUUCCCCCUUCCUCAGGACAAUUUUGGUUCCCAGACCAGCUUGAUGGAACUGAGGGAGACAUUGUUUUUACUGUCUCCAACUCAGACUGCAGAGGCAAAAAUACAAUUCCAGAUUUAAGUCUCUCUUCUUCCAAGCAUUCUACUAGAAUACACACAUGUACACACUUCUGAGAAUAGUUUUAAUGGCGAUGAGCCUGUGUUUCAGCUGCUACUGUGCAGACUCUUUGGUUCAGACCCUUUCAGGGAUUCCAACCAAAUGCAAAUGAAAGGAUUUUAAAUUUUCAUUCAGUAUGUUCACUAUGCGUUUACUUACUCCAUCUGCAGAUGUGACUGAGUGUAGUGGACAGUAACCAUCUUCCUUGUUCCACUCAGAAAAGUAUCAGCUAGAACUCAUCUGUAUCAUGGGACGUUCCAGGCAGGAGGUUAAAGAAAUGUUGUUUCUACCAUUUGUCACAAUUGGAUGUUUUUUACAGACAAGUAUCAAAAGACAUAGUUAAUGUUUUGAGGUGGAGAGCAGAACUGGCCAACUGCGACUAGAGACGUCUUUGAAGGACAUUUUCCUUUUCUUCUUGCUGGUCUCCUAGUUUUACAGCUGAGCUUCUGAGGUUUGGAAAAUUCAAGAUAUUUGUUUCAUGAGAAAGGGAAAAGCAAGCACAAGCCACUUUUAGGCCGAGACUAAAACGGUAGUUGCAAUGACUUGGACCUUGUUGGUACAGGGCACAGUGAAUGCUUAGCCUGCAUAGCCUCUAUCACCUUAAGGAAUUAGUUGUCAUUUUUCUAUUGAAUUUUGAGUAAAUGGUGAGAUUCAAGGUCCUUUAGAAUUCACUCCAAAGACCAUACUUGAAGAAAGUAUUGAUUCAAGAAGGACAUUUAAAAGCAAAUACUGACUUUUACAAGACCCAUGUUUAGGCCUAUUAAAUUGUACUAUCACUAUGAAUUGAGAGAAAGUGGGCUUGCACACUUCAAAGCAACUAACUGUAAUUUACUUGUGUUCUCUCUUUCUCGCUCUCUUCUUCUCGAUACAAACACGAACUUCUAUGGAAAAGUAGCCCUUUGUUAAUCUGAUCUAGUUUGUACAGAAAAAGCCCGUGGAGAACCUUAUCUUUAACAAGCUCCCAGGUGGUGCCCAGAUCUGGAAACUCGAAAGAGCAGUGGUGACCUUUUAGCAAAGCUUCUGUAGCAGUUGGAAUGAGUUGCAGAGCAUUCCACUCCAUCAAAUGACACUGUAAACAAAUCACUUCAAGAGAGGCUUGGCUGUGUGUGGCACAGAUUGACCCAUGCUUUCAUGCUGUGCACUGAGAUAGAAACUCCACCCGCAGAGCCUGUGAUGGAUGGAGCAAUGUGCCCUGAUGCUCAAAGCUUAUUAAAGGAAAAGAAGUGAUCAGCAUGGAAAGUUUUUUACGGGGAAAUGAUAACCCCAAGUGGGUACAUUGGUUUAAAAAUGGAUCACAAUGAUAGAGUUCUUCAUGAAUGUUCACAGGUUGUAAGAAAUACUGUUAGUGAAAGAAGUGGGUGCUGAAAAUGCAGUUUCCCAUCCAAUGAUUUUGAUUACAAAAUUCCAACUCUUCUCUGUGAAACUGGUGCAGCUUUAUUUGUGCAAAGAAAAUGUGUCAUAAAUGUGAAUGCCUUGAGUUCUAUAAACAGGAGGUCAAAAAGACAGAGAGACAUCUAGUCCUUCCACAAAGUAUGGCAAGCAAUAAACAGCUUCCUUCCUUUCUGGAUCUGUCUGUGAUCUUCACACACACCCUUCACAGCUACCUUUCAAGUUUUAAGCCCCUAGACGAGUGUCUUCAUGAGCAGGAAUGUCCACUAUUAUUACUUUCAUGGAGGAGGUUGGGUCUAAUUCAUCAUGGGAAACAACUUACACACCCAGUAUGGAGGGCAGGGAGGAAGUCAGUCUCUUUUCAUCAAGAUCCAAGGGUGUAGGGGCAACUUAUUAUACCGCCAUGUGCAAGACAAAAGGACCUAUUUCUGUCUGUCAGAGUCCAUGUUAAAUAUAGAGGUGUAAGAACAACUAUAAUCUCAGUAGAAUGCUUCCAGAGUGCAUUAGAAGGUGCCCAGGCUCCGCAGGGCCAAUAAUAUUAGACUAUGUGUCAUAUGGAAUAAGGUUCAUUAGAAGGGUGAUUGUGAAUAAUGAGAUUUUUAAAAUUUUUAAGAAAAAGCUCUCAAAUGCUAGGCUAGGCUAGGCUAAUAGGUUCAUGAUUUUAAUUCAAUAGGAUUAUUGAGUCUUGAUCACUAUGUCAGAGCCAAAAAUAUCUCUUUGGCUAGAUCUGUUGGAAAAGAGGAUUUUCUAUAAUUUUAUGCACCUCAGCCCUUCUGUUCACAUGCAUACACACACACAUACACAUAUACAAUUUUCCUUUAUGGAGGAAGCAAGUGUGUAAAGGUAUAGAUGAAGAUCUGGUUGGUUGAGAGAUAAAUGGAAGAUGUUCUUGAAAAUGACCUUCAGGAAAGCAGAAGAUAAAGGUUCCAGAUGUUAUUUGUAAGAUGGCUAUACCUGCAUAAUAAGGAAAUGGCAUAGAGUCAUUCCUAAUCUUAAUAUGAAACAAUGGUGUCAUGAACAUUUACCCAUAUUGCUUUUCAGCAUGCUUUGAUUUGACAGAGACCACAGGCUUUGGAAUUUACUAGGAAGCUGGCUAAAAUGCAUAUCCCUGGGCCCUACACCAGACCUUUACUGAAACAUAAUAGUUAUAGUGCCCAGGAAUCUACAUUUUUAACCAGCCACUAAUCCAUCCCAAAAUUUAAGAACAUUAUUCAAACUUCUGAUUUGAUAGACCAGUUGGCUCUAAUAACAGGAAACUUAUUCUGAUUAUCUUGUUGAUAAUUAAGUGUAUAUAUACUGGUAAAAUUAAUUUAUUCCACAGCCAAACUUUUCAUUGGGACAUUUUGUUCCCAUUUUCCAAGUAACUUCUCUUUCUAUAAAAAUGGAUCUAAUAUUUAAGAACAAUCUGCCAUUCAUUUGGGUAAAAUCAUUUCGUCUUCAAUCUUCUGUAUCAUUCCCUAGAAGAUGCCCAUUUCCCUUUCAUCACCUUGGCAAGAUCUCAGCUCACUGCAACCUCUGCCUCCUGGGUUUAAGUGAUUCUCCUGCCUCAGCCUCCUGAGUAGCUGGGAUUACAGGCAUGUGUCACACCAAAAAUACUAAUUUUGUAUUUUUAGUAGAGACAGGGUUUCUCCAUGUUGGUGCAUGUUUCUCCAUGUUGGUCAGGUUGGUCUUGAACUCCUGACCCCAAGUGAUCCUCCAACCUCCACCUCCCAAAGUGCUGGGAUUACAGGCGUGAGCCACCACACCCAACCUGAGUGUGGUACCUUUCUUCUCGUUUCCUACCCUUUAAAAAACAACCUUCAACCUCUGAUUAUUUAUUUAUUCCAACAACAGCUCUUCAGUAGGGUAAAGGUCUUAACAGUUCUUCAGACAAACAAUACUCUUCUGUAUUUUUCUUCAGAGAUAGCAAAUAUUACAAAUGGCUUACUCUGAUUUAAAAACCUAAGUUAUGAUGAUGACACAUUAACUCUUAAAUAUACGUUUUGAUUUAUAGCAAUAAUAGUUAUAAUACUAGCAACAAAAACAGCACCUGGUGAAUUCUUGGCAAAUGUUUCCUGGUCUCAAAAGAGUAAGAACAACAUAUUUGAAGUCUGUUCUUCAGAAUGCCCUACUCAACUGUGUAAUUUUUAGAAAAUUAAAAAGAAUCUAUGUUUUAAA